GUCACAGGCGCCAGCCUAGAUCCCGGAGCCACCCUGUUGCUGCUGACGCCGAAACCUUCGGCGUCUCCAAGAGAGUCCCUGGCAGCGAACAUCGCUGCCAAGUGUCUCAAACUCCACGAUGAGGCGGCGGCGAGACCGGAAGGAGGUCAGAGUGUCGUUAGCCCAGCGCUGGCCCCGUGCAAGCAGACGCUGCCGGAGCGAAAGCCUGAAGCAAAGUUGGCUGGCGCUUCAGCUGGCGCUUCAGCUCCUUUGGUGGAGGCCACGGCUGGCCCAACGUACCGCGUCCUGUCACAUACACCGGCGACGCCCCGAACAACCGAGACGUCGAUGUGGCAAAAGAUCAUCGAGUGGGAGCACUUCAGCGUGGACAACUGGUUGAAGGAUGCCAACACGCACGGCCGAAACGCGGCCGAGCAAGUGUCUGACCUGACAAAGAUGGUGGGGCAGAUGCAGGCCUUGAUCCGCGUCAUGGCUGGCCAGUUGAAGGUUUCUGCAACAGCUGGAUCGAUGCCUGGCGGCGUUCGUCAACGAACGGAUGUCUCGAGCAUGGAUGCCACUUCGCCGAGGAUGGCGCUGAAUAGCCCAUAUGCCACACCCUCCCGGCAAAUCCACAACAUGCCUACGCACGCUUUAGCAUCGACCGGCAAUCUGGCUGCAUGUUCCCCAAGGCAUCCUGUGAGUGGGGAGGAGACUUCCUCCCCACUAACUCGAAGCUGCUCUGCGAACUAUCCUGUAGGUACGAUCCUGUCCCACAAAGGCAGCGGCCUUUUGAGUAUUGUCGGGGAGGUCCAGUCGCCAGCAACAGUCAAACGGGACCUUUCGCCAUCAGAGUUUCGCCAAGUGCAGGCAGCCCCAAAGGCAAGCCAGCAAAGCCGGAGCCCAGCGUAUUGGAUGUCCCCCUGGCAGCAGUCUGCCACGGUGUCGCAGCCACUCCAGCCAGCUCCGGCGCACGUGCAGGAUGGCCAUAUUCUGCACUCGCCGAGGACGGAGCAAGGCCCCGUCGAAGGCCAGCGAUCACCGCUCCCUCCUGUCUCCUCCCAAUAUGUGAAGACUGCCCAUCCCAACUCAGCUCGGACACCUGCGCCGGGUGCGAUCCCAAUCCUGGCUGAGGGCGGCUCCACUGCCUUGCGCUGGGAGCCUUCUCCAUACAGGGUUCGCCUGGUUUCCGGAUCUGCUGCCAAGGUGCAUGUGGCUCCCGUUGCGGGUGCCCGGACUGCGGCUCCGCAGGUUGUCGCACCACAUCAUGUUGCUGUGCGGAUCGGUGAGGUCCGCAGAGAGCUUGGUUCCAAGCGCUCGAAGGUUCAGAAGACAGGUGCCAAGAAAGCGAAGAGUGUGACGUCAGCAAGCACCCGGCGGGGCUUGACAGGAAAAGAGGUGAAAAGACUGAGCAAGGGCCUCAUGCAAAACGCCUUGCGGUCACAGCUGAAGAAGAAGUCCGGAAGAAAGGAUAUCCGGAUCAAGGAGCAGCCGCAAUUGGUCUAUGAGGCGUCCAGCGCUGUUCCGAUCACGGACCGUGCAGGGUACCCUGUGGUGAGGAAGAAGGGCUCUGUGGACCCCAAGAACUGGGUCAGUGCCACCGGCGUCAAAGUUGAGGUUGACUUCAGCCGAUGCUCAUGGCUCCCUGAUGAUUGGGGGCAGGGAGUCAAGAUCACCAAGCCGAACUCGCGCAGCAAGGCUGGUGGUAAUGGCGGCACCUUAACGACGUUCGUCAGCCCUGAAAUGAAGAUGUAUUUUCACAAGGAGAAGGUUGAGGAACAUGUGGGCCGAAAGCUGACCUCAAAAGACGGCUUCCAGGGCCAGGUCCGGCUCGCGCGCCUUCAGGCGCAGCAGACGAUCCAGCUGGCACGCCAGCAAAUCAAAGAAGUGAGCAAAGGUGGAGCCCCGUCAUUCAUCGGGGCCGACAAGGACUCUGAAUUCUUCAGCCUGCUUUCCCGCCAAGAGAAGAAGUACCUUCCAUCCAAAGAUGAGUUCCACUUCGCUGUGGUUUCGGCCCGCCGUGCUACCAAGCUCGAGGGUGUGCGUGACAUUGUGUCGGUGCAGAUGCAGCUCCAGGAAGCUGGCGUUACACCAACCUGGUACGUAGAUGCCGAGAGCCUGGAGGACUACAAGGCGCUUGGCCUCAAGGCUGUGGUAGGUGGCAAGCUCACGCCCUCACGCAACAAAGCACUGAACGAUGCGGCAGCCAGCAAGAAAAUCUGCGUUCAGCUCUCGGACGAUAUUUCGGCCUGGGAAUACCGUCAUGGCAAGAAGGCUGCGGAGCGCACAGAUGAUGCAAUGAACCAAGCAUAUGCCGCCGCGCGACGUUUCAUCGUGACUCCUGUGGCUGCAGCCCGCUUCAUUGUCGCCAAGAUGCGAGCCUCUGAUGAGAAACCGAAGCUUGGAGGCGUCUACAUGCUUGGAAGCUGCGCGCGGACUUUCGCAGGUCCCCAGCUUUGA
Messenger RNA from Symbiodinium pilosum, 2436 nucleotides. The record is from the annotation of a GenBank genome assembly. Lineage: Eukaryota; Dinophyceae; Suessiales; Symbiodiniaceae.